Leptomonas pyrrhocoris is the source of this 1408-nucleotide messenger RNA. RefSeq lists its product as hypothetical. Gene Ontology annotation, molecular function: Hsp70 protein binding. Gene Ontology annotation, cellular component: endoplasmic reticulum membrane. The coding region runs from base 95 to 1408 and encodes 437 amino acids. Lineage: Eukaryota; Euglenozoa; Kinetoplastea; Trypanosomatida; Trypanosomatidae. Gene Ontology annotation, biological process: cellular response to misfolded protein. The transcript has a single exon. The record is from RefSeq and is a predicted model, not a curated record.
GUUUCCCAUUUUUCACCCACUCGUCUUACUUUGCAGCUUUACCGUGCUGUGCUUGGCUUUCCGAACACCAUAAUAUGUAGUGUGGGGAUAUGCCAUGUUAGCGAUGGACAAACAGGACUAUUACACCAUCUUAGGCGUAUCUCGAACGGCGAACAAAGACGCAAUUCGACAGGCCUACAAGGGAAAGGCGCUACAGCUUCACCCCGACAAAAACCCAAACGGCGCUGAUGUUUUCAAAAUAGUCGUCAACGCGUAUCAAACGCUCAACGAUCCCAUUAAGCGCUCCGCAUACGACCGUGAGCUGGCGCGAAACGACCGCGGCUUUGCGCAUCGCCCCGCGCGCCCCGCGGCCCCAUCAUACGCGCCUCGGGCCGCUCACCCCGCGCCUUCCCACGGCGCCGGCGGCGGUGGCCCUUCGUCCCGCAAACCGCGCUACGCUACCGACGAGCAGCUCUUCAAGGAUGCCUACGAACAGUACAAGAAGAACCCCUUCUCCGGAGCGCCGAACGCCGACUUCCGGGGCGCCCACUCAGAAGGAACGUUUGCGGAAUGGUUCAAGAAGAAGCAGGAGGAGCUGCGGAAGGCGGAGGAAGUGGCCAAGGCGAAGGCCGAACACGCGAAGAAUUUAGAGCGGGAGGAGCAGCGGAGGGCGGAGGAGUGGCGUGAGAUGCAGCGGCGCCGCGAAGAGGAACUGGAGGCGGAGAUGUACAAGGCGAAGGAGGUCCGCGAGAGAGAGCGCGAGCUACUGCGCCGCGAGCGAGAGGAGCAGGCGAAGGCGGAGCAGGCGGCGGCACAGAAGGCACGGAUGGAAGAGAACGCCGAGGUGCAACGGGCCCAGCAGGCGGCGGUGGAGCGGCACCUGCGUGAUUUAGCCUCGCAGAAGCGGCAGCUCGCUGAGGAGCGCCAACGUCUUGCGGACGAGCGGGUGCAGGCGGCGCAGGUUGCCGAGGAACAGCGGCACACGCGGGAUGCGGCGCAGCGGCGGCGAGAGCGCGAGUUGGCCGACGCCGUGCGCCGCGCCGAUGACAAGGUUCGCGUGGCGCAGGAGCAAAUAGCGAUGCAGGAGCUCGAGGAGCGCGCAAAGGCGGCGGAGCGCCUGCAGGAGGAAAAGCGGAAGCGUGCAGAGGACGAGCGCGCACGCGACGCGGAGCUCGCACGGGAGCGGCAGCGCAAGGAGGACGAGGCCGCCGCAUCAAUGGAGCGGCGACGCGCCAACGAGGAGAUGGGGGCGCAGCGGAAGCGCGUCAUUGCCCAGAUGAUGUCGGAGCGCCGCCGCCACGAGGAAGAGGUGUCCGCGAUGCGGAAAGAGACGGAUCGCAUAGAGGCUGAAAUGAAGUCUAAGCUAGAGGCUCUACGGGCUGCGAAAAGCUCCGGCCAGACUAUCAACCUGGAUGAGUGGAAGUUGUAG